AUGAUUGUAAAAGCUUCUGAUCAUUUCUUUAUCUUUUUCUUUUUGUAUUUGUUUUCCAUUCCUUCUCUCUCAUCAGGAACUAAUGCUUAUAAUAUUUUAGCUGUGAAUCAAUCUCUCACUGGGAACCAGACCCUUGUCUCUCCUGCAGAAAAUUUUGAAUUGGGUUUCUUUAAACCAGGUCAGUCUCCCAACUAUUACAUAGGAAUUUGGUACAUGAAAGUCAAAACAAGAACCAUAGUCUGGGUAGCAAAUAGAGAGACACCCAUCUCCGAUGCAUUCUCUUCUAAAUUACAAAUUCUCAAUGGUAACUUAGUGCUCUUAAACGAGUCAAACACCCAAAUUUGGUCUACAAAUAUAACCCCUACACCUACACCCACACCCACACCUUCUGCAUUAUCAGUAGUUCUUCUUGAUGAUGGUAAUUUAGUUUUGAGAUAUAAUUCAAGUUCAAGUUCAAGUUCAAUCACACCAAUUUGGCAAAGUUUCGAUCAUCCAACCAAUACUUUCUUGCCUGGUGGCAAGUUGGGAUACAACAAGCGUACAAACACAAAGCAGAUUAUCACUUCAUGGAAAAGUACAGAAGAUCCUUCAAUGGGUCCCUUUUCUUUAGAGGUUGACCAAGAUGAGAAACACUACGUUGACAAUGAAAACGAGAGUUAUUUUACAUAUUCUUUAUAUAAUGACUCACUUAUUUCUAGAUUCUUCAUGGACGUCUCUGGGCAGAUUCAACAGCAGACAUACUUGGAAAGUCUGGAACAGUGGAAUCUAUUUUGGACCCAACCAAGAUCACAAUGUCAGAUAUAUGCUUUUUGUGGGCCAUUUGGUAUUUGUAGUCAAGCGGGAUUACCUUUCUGUAGUUGCUUGACUGCUUUUGUGCCUAAAUCACUGAAUGAUUGGAAUCUGAGUGAUUUCUCUGGUGGGUGUGUCAGAAGAACGGAAUUCAAUUGUGGAAUUAAGGAAGAAAAACCUGCAUUCAUUGAAGGUUAUGUCCCAGUCAGUUAUCUUUCCACAUUUCUUGAAACUGAAACUCCGGAAUCUGAAACUCCAGAAUCGGAAUUGGAUGAGUCCGCAUGCAGAAGAUCUUGCUUGGAUGACUGCAGUUGUGAUGCGUAUAGUUUUAUCUUGAAAAUAUGUCGACUUUGGAACAGUGAAAAACUGAGUAAUAUAUCACUUCUGUUUGUUUCUGGUGAUGCUAAUAGUAGGACAUUUCCUGUCAACAUUAAAGUUUCUUCAUCAGAUCUUCCGAACAGUAGUACAAAAAUCAAGACCAAAGUGCUAGUAGCAGGAAUCGUUUCAGGGUUUUGUGGUCUUGUGUUUCUUUGCAGCAUUGGCAUUGUAUUCUACAGAAGGAUGAAAACAAAAGGAAGCAGAGAUAAUGGGGAAAAUUUUGAACGUGAGUUUCAAGAAAAUGGAAGAAAUGUUAGAUAUUUAGUUGAUCCAGGGAUAUUGAGUGCAGAAGAUAGAAAAGGAAUUGAUGUGCCUUUCAUUGAAUUCAAAACCAUUUUAUCUGCUACCGACUAUUUUUCUUUAGCAAAUAAACUUGGACAAGGGGAAUUUGGGCCUGUUUACAAGGGAAUACUUCCUGGAUUAGGUGAAGUAGCAGUGAAAAGGUUGGCAAGCCAAUCUGGACAAGGGCUCAAGGAGUUCCAAAAUGAAGUGUUGUUAAUUGGGAAACUUCAACAUCGUAAUCUUGUUAGGCUCUUAGGUUACAGCAUGAAGGAUCAUGAAAUGAUACUGCUCUAUGAAUACAUGCAUAAUAAAAGCUUGGACCGUUUCAUCUUUGAUAGGACGCUUUCUAUGUGUCUUGGUUGGGAUUUACGGUUUGAUAUCAUCAUGGGGAUUGCUCGAGGACUUUUGUAUCUUCACCAAGAUUCACGGUUAAGGAUUAUUCAUAGAGAUUUGAAAGCAAGCAAUGUGUUAUUAGAUGAAGAUAUGAAUCCCAAGAUUUCGGAAUUUGGCUUGGCAAGGAUAGUUAAAGGCCGAGAAACCGAAGAUAAUACAACUAGAGUUGUUGGAACCUAUGGUUAUAUGUCUCCCGAAUACGCGCUAGACGGAUUUUUCUCGGUAAAAUCCGAUGUUUUUAGCUUUGGGGUAGUAAUACUUGAGAUUAUAAGUGGGAAAAGAAACACGGGUUAUUAUCAUAAUCAACAAGCCUUUAGCCUUAUAUCCUAUGCAUGGGGUUUGUGGAAAUCGAAAAGGCCAUUGGAAUUAGUGGAUCUGGCAUUAGUGGAAACAUGCAAUUCCAUUGAAGUGUUGAGAUGUAUGAUUGUUGGGCUUUUGUGCAUACAAGAAGACCCUAAAGAUCGACCAACAAUGGUGAAUGUGGUUUUAAUGUUGGGUAUGGAUAUUGAGAGCCUCCCGAACCCAAAAGAACCUGCUUUUGUGUCAAAAAGAAGUAUCGAUCGGUUGCCAUUGACUUCAAGUAAAUCGGAGAUUAAUCAAUUGACCAUUACUCAAGAAGAAGGCCGAUAGAAAAAGUGGAAUCUUUUUCAUUUUUUGUUUUAUAAAAUAAAAAACAUAUUCAAAUUCAAACUAAAAAAAAUUGAUGUAAAUAAGAGCUGGAUUUAA
Lactuca saligna is the source of this 2568-nucleotide messenger RNA. The record is from the annotation of a GenBank genome assembly. NCBI's taxonomy places the organism in Eukaryota, Viridiplantae, Streptophyta, Magnoliopsida, Asterales, Asteraceae.